Molecule: messenger RNA, 6557 nt
Organism: Megalopta genalis
Lineage: Eukaryota; Metazoa; Arthropoda; Insecta; Hymenoptera; Halictidae
Product: protein groucho
Biological process (GO): negative regulation of canonical Wnt signaling pathway; regulation of DNA-templated transcription
Cellular component (GO): transcription regulator complex; nucleus
Molecular function (GO): transcription corepressor activity; protein binding
Source: RefSeq, a predicted model, not a curated record
CUCGUCCAUCAGUCGGUCCGAGGCCGUUGUAGAGAGAGGUUUGUUCUUGCUGUUGGUCUGUGCUCGAAACGUUUGUGCUCGCUUUCACGUUUACGGGUUCGACCGGUUUCUUCGAAUCGGGUGCUCGACCACGAUCUCCUCCUGGACGCGCGUCGCUCGAUACGCCCGAAGUAUUCGCGCGUACCAACGGAAAGACGUGUGCAGUGCUAGUGUUGGUAAACUUAACCUCAAACGUGGCGGCGGGCCACACCGCUCUCUUGCCUGUAGUAAACAACUGUAAAGUGUACAAGUGUGUCUCUCUGUGUAAUGGUGUGUAACCACGUCGAGGAAGUGAAACCGUGGAAGGAGAGUUUCUCUUCUUCCGUUCGAUGCUGAAAGGAAACACGAGCGUAUCCGUUCUCGGCAAAUUUUCAUAAACGCGGUGGUUAAUAUCGCUCUGUUUUACCGACCGUAAAAAGGGCACGCCACGCUCUCGGUGCCCAACGGGAUACUUCGUGCGGCUGGCGUCGGCGUCAUAUCUAACCUCAAAUGAACGUAGCCGGCGAUAGAAAUAGCUGGUGAUACCGAAAGUAAUCGAUCGGGACCGGGGCUAUUGUUUCACGGUGAGAAUGCGGUAGUGACAGAUCGUGGAUACACCGAUGGAUCAUCGUCGCGCGUCCGAGGCGGGGACCUUCUCGAUCGAAUCGCGUCGACAGAACCGCGGACAGAGCCGUCGGAAGGGUCGUCGGUCGUUCUCGUAGCCCGCGCGGGCAAUUCGAAUCGGUUAUUGUUUAUCGUUUCUUCUCGUACAUCCCGUUGACAUCGGCGUGUCGCGCGUGACAUGAAGCGUCUCGUUCGCGUGAUUUAAGAACACGUACUACAGUGUUUCUAUUUUCUAUUAGUUCAACGUCACGCAGGAAUCAUGUAUCCCAGUGCUGCCGGAAUCAACGCCGCCGCUGUGGCUGCCGCUGCUGCCAGGCAUCCGGGUCCGCCGCAGCCUGGCCAGCAAUAUAAAUUUUCGAUCGGCGAGCUGUGCGAUCGUAUCAAGGAGGACUUCAACUUUCUUCAGACGCAGUAUCACAGUAUUAAGUUGGAGCUGGAGAAACUCGCCCAGGAGAAGACGGAGAUGCAGCGUCACUACGUCAUGUAUUACGAGAUGUCCUACGGGCUGAACGUGGAAAUGCAUAAACAGACAGAGAUAGCGAAGAGGUUAAACGCUAUAAUUGCUCAGAUCCUGCCGUUUCUCUCCCAGGAACAUCAACAACAAGUCGCCAGUGCUGUUGACAGAGCCAAACAAGUGACCAUGACCGAACUCAACGCCAUUAUCGGGCAACAAAGGCCAGACCUGCCUAGGCUGCUUCAGCAAAUGCACGCGCCGCAGCUUCCACCAGGUGCCGCGAUAGGACCGCAUCCAGGUAUACCAGCACUUCCUGGACCCGGUCUUCCCUCCUCGGCCUCCGCGGCCCUUCUUGGAUUAGGGAUACCACCGAGUGCGGCCGCCACUGCUGGUGGUGCGGCUACCCACCCUUUACCGAUGUUGACCAAGCCGGAUCUUCAUCGGGGUCAACAGGAUGAUUUGAAGCCGAACGGAGGUCUGAAUCCCGCCGAGGAGAGGCAUAGAAACUCGAUAUCGCCGGCGGAACGGGAGAAGUACAGUAGACCCCGAAGCACACCGGACCCGCAGCACCACGAUCACCUGCCGCUGAAGAAGAUGAAGAAGGAGCAGGACAAGGACAUAGGCCAUCAAAGCGAUGGUGAAAAGAGCGACCAGGACUUGGUGGUGGACGACGCGAGCGAAGGGCCGGGGAGUCCCGCGGCGAACGGGACCUCGUCGCCCAGGGAGAACGGCCUGGACAAGCUGGGCCCGUCAUCGGUACCUUUGAGCAGCCAGGUGAAGAAAGAAGUGCCGCCACCCUCGCCGCGGAGCGGCACCAGCAGCAACGCCAGCACGCCCUCGGCCAAGAAGAUGGAGGAUCGGGAGAAGCCGACCACUCCGAUCUCGAAACCUGUCACACCUACAUCAGCCGGUGGUAGCAGCUCCGGCUCCGGCGGUCUGAAACCAUCGAGUUCCAGCAAACCGCUGGUCUCGGCUUCGGCGGUCGGCCCUUAUCCGCCACACUAUCCGCCGCCACAUCAUCCACCCGCAGGACCUCAUGCGGACAUGUUGGGUUAUCCUCCGGCAGCCCUGAAUGGAUAUCCCACAAGACCGCCUCUUCAGCAACUCUACGAUCCUCACGGAAGCAUGAGGGCACCUCUCGGACCUUUCGGUGUGCCCGGUGGCAAACCCGCGUACAGUUUCCACGUGUCGAGCGAGGGCCAGAUGCAGCCGGUCCCGUUUCCACCUGAUGCUCUAAUUGGACAAGGAAUACCGCGUCACGCGCGCCAGAUAAAUACCUUGACACACGGCGAGGUGGUGUGCGCCGUAACGAUCUCAAAUCCGACUAAAUACGUUUACACCGGUGGCAAAGGAUGCGUCAAGGUCUGGGACAUCAAUCAGGGCGGCGGCGGUAGCGCGAAACACGUUUCGCAGCUUGAUUGCUUGCAGCGGGACAACUACAUCAGAUCCGUGAAGCUGCUACCAGACGGCAGGACUCUGAUCGUAGGCGGCGAAGCGAGUAACCUAAGCAUCUGGGAUCUGGCGAGCCCGACGCCGAGGAUCAAGGCGGAACUGACCUCGAAUGCUCCGGCUUGUUACGCGCUCGCAAUUUCACCAGACUCGAAAGUCUGCUUCAGCUGUUGCAGCGACGGCAACAUCGCUGUCUGGGAUCUGCAAAAUCAGUCUUUGGUCAGACAGUUCCAAGGUCACACGGACGGCGCUUCUUGCAUCGACAUCUCAGCGGACGGAUCGAAACUGUGGACCGGAGGUCUGGACAACACGGUCCGCUCAUGGGACCUCCGGGAAGGCAGACAGCUUCAACAACACGACUUCACCUCCCAGAUAUUCUCCCUCGGCUACUGUCCCACAGGGGAGUGGCUCGCGGUCGGCAUGGAGAACUCCAACGUCGAGGUGCUGCACGCUACGAAACCAGACAAAUAUCAACUCCAUUUGCACGAGUCCUGUGUGCUUUCGUUACGUUUCGCUACCUGCGGAAAAUGGUUCGUCUCCACAGGCAAGGACAAUUUGUUGAACGCGUGGCGUACACCUUAUGGUGCCUCGAUAUUCCAGUCAAAGGAAUCCUCAUCCGUGCUUAGUUGCGAUAUUUCUACCGACGACAAAUACAUCGUGACCGGAUCGGGUGACAAGAAAGCCACCGUAUACGAAGUGAUAUACUGAAUCACCACCAGGACCACGCUAUCAGACUUUGGAGAUUAUCGUACGAAAGACUACGCUUUCGUAGUAUUCAUACAUGAGAGAGCACGAUAAGCAACGUGCUUCGGUUUUCUGGCGAAGAAGAAAGAAACACGUUUGUAGAUCACGCACUAAAACUGUCGGUCUAAGGAGCACGAGAAGCCAAACUCUACUCCGAGGGGACUAAUAUUUUGUGAAUCGAGUGACGCGACCGACAGUACGUGUUAUAUUUGUUAUAUUUGGAUGAUGCGCAAACGGCCGCCAUAGAUGGACACGACUAUGCCGCCGAGGACUAAAGUUACAUUAUAUAGAUAUAAAUAUAUAAAUAUAUAUAAAUAUAAAUAUAAAGGUGGCAGAACGUUUUAGCUAUUUAAGAUUGUAUAGAGCGCAUAGUUAUAAAUAGAAACGAUGUUGAACGAUACAGUGCGCGCGGUGAUGUUCGCCCCUGAAACGAGAUCGCGUAAGAUCGGGGUGUGUACCGACUUCGGCCAGAAGUCGCCUGUGUAAUAUGUUACUAAUGUAAUAUAGCGUUUUACGGUUAAGUAAAUCAUACGCGUGACUGUGAGCGAUCGCGAACAUGGACGCAUGGUAUUUGGUCGUUCCCGCUAUGCGCGAUGUCCUCGUGCUUUAUUUGCGAAAGGACGAGGCGAAGGGGCACGUGCAUGGAUCACCGAUCUAGCGUGUAAACCCGUAGGAAUUGUGUGUCGCGUUGCAGAAAUUCGAUCGAGCAAAGCGAGCACCGCUAGCGGGGCCAGUCCUGAGGGGAAUCGAUGAAAAGUUAAACGCAUCAACCUUUUGUUGGCCAUGAUCUUCUGUUGGCACGUCUUUUGGGUCCGCAUCGGUCGCUUUUUUUCAAGGCAGCGUCUUCCGACAGCACCUUCUCAAUAUUUUCGCCUAUCGCAGCUUCCCCUUUCGACCACGAUCCACUCAGUUUAUUAUGGAAAGUAAUCUUCUUCGAGACUGUCACGUUCCAUCGUCUCUUCGGGCCUCGGCGCCUAUACGAUUCACCAUGGAGACAGUCGUUCCACACGCCCCUCCGACUGCCAUGUAGAAGCACAGCCCUGUCAGGGUUUCAUGCGCAUCCGCAAGCAUGUGAUCACUUCUGUUGUUGUUAACCCAUUUCUUCUAGAGUUAUGCGAGAAACUAUGCGGAACAUGAUCGGCACGCCCGUCGUACACGGAAAGCGGCCGCCCCUAAAUCGUUGUAUCUUUAUGGGAGUGUAACAGACGCGAUGAUGUGUACCUGUCGACAGUGUCUGGAAUCUGCCAUGAACAUUCGGCGAGCCAUUCGUUCGACCUGCUCCCAGAAGUUGCUAAUAAUAUCAAACACAUUCGUAGAGGAGAGAGAGAGAGGGACAUAGAAUGGACAUAGCGAGUAUAGGGCUAUGAACUGAUGUGUAAUUAUUUCGAUCUGAAAGAAGCGUCGCGGUAUUUACGUUGCGAAAGAGUAACGACAUCGUUUGGUACUCGCACGCAGGCCUGAGUUCUGGGGACUUUGUUGGCUCUUUCGUCGCUCCGCGUCACACCGCCACCGGAUAGAUAACAAUUGCGUUCGGUAACCAUGGAAAUUUUGCGACGGCCACGGAAGGAUGAGGAAAGAAGCAACGCGUUCGAUCUCUCGACCGUUUUUUUUCUAGAGCAAACAUGCACGAUAAAACGAGACGACCUCUUUUAGUCGUAUUAGAGUCGACGAGUCGAUCCCUCGCGAGGUACAAAGCUUUUGGUAUGUCGUAGCUUCUUGACGUCCCGAGCCGAUCACCGGGCAAUGAUCGCAGAGUCUUUGCUCGACUCAUUGCGUAGUAUAUUUUUUACGACCGCUGCUCUCUUAGCCGUGACACGAUCGCUGCUCGUACGAACGUAUGUUCGCAGUGUAUUCGUAUAUGUUUUACAGAUUCGAUAUAUCGGUUUGAGUGUUUCAUUAGAGGACCGACUGCGAUGUACUUUAUAUGUUGUACCGUCGUGAGGGGGAUGAGAUGUCCGCGUCUAUCGGAAUCCAGUCGUACUCGAUGGAAAUACAGGAACACAUGCGAGCGAGCUUGGGCGCGCGUGACAUUAUUCCCACACUCCAGGCACGAGACGCGUGUACUUUGCGAAAGGCAUACAGGAUGCGCUCGGAAACGAUACGUUUUUUCAAGAUAUUCUGCGAGAUAUUUUUGUGAUUGUCCACGAUGACCCUAGUUUUAACCAAACAACACGAAUCGCGUCGCAAGCGGAGCAAUCUCUGCGGUAUCACGAGAACUUUGUAGGCUGUCGAGCAACGCGGGGGGACCUGUCGAGACAUCUACGUAGAUCCACCUUGGGCCCUAAUACUCGAUUUCUAGGCACCCAGACCAAUGUAACUCGUCGUGUAGCGGAUUGCGUGUCCAACCGAGGGUGUCGCAAUUAGUAGUCGAAUUUUUAAAUCAUCAUUUCAAAGUGAACCGCAGCGUUCGUUCCGCUCGCUAUUCGACUCCACCGAAUUGAAUUUUAUCGUAUCGGAAGGAUCAAAUUGACGAUUGCAUUUACGUACGUUGACAGUUUUUCUUCAUGCCGGCGUGACGGGGCGUGAAGUUAGGGUACUAGGUAGCGCGUCAUUAUUCGGAUCUGACAUACGGUCAAAGCAGGGGAUGCAUAAUGGAGAUUUAUAUUUUGUUACAGGAUGACACACGUUUUACAUUCGCUGUGAUCGUCGUAGAAUCGACGCUGUAAUACUGCCCCGCGCGAGGAUUAUCGUUAAGUAAACGCAGAUUUUUUCACCACAGGGAAAGAAUGAGAUAAUGGUACACGCGAGAAUCGGAAAACAAAAACAAAAGUGCGGAUAGAUUUUCGACGAGCACAGCUCCGAACGAUAGACCAAUAGAAACAACGAUACCUCAAGAAGACUCAAUAGUUAAUUAUCUCUUACGGAUUAACUUGUACAGAAUCCAUAUUCUUUUACAGUGAAUAAUACGCAUACCCACGCAGAUGCAUUAGGACACACACAUACACACAUGUACACACAAGUCACAAACACAUUAAUGCAGACGCACUAGGAAGAACAACGGCAACAAAAGAAAAGAAAAAAAGAAAUAGAAGUAUAACAACGAGAUCGCGGCUCGACACAUUGAAGUAAUUAAUAAUUGUGUCCUGCAUUGACUAAAUUGUGUCUCCGUGCUCACAGUUUGCACUCCGUGUGUACGAAAGUAAAGCGAAUGCGUUUCUAGCAGAGGAAAAAAAGACAAGUGUUAAUCCUUUCCAAGCACAGUUCAUGUUGUUCCUAUAGCUACGCGACAAUUGUUUCUUUCGACAAUUAAAUCAUCUAUAUCUAUAUA